Pseudocercospora fijiensis CIRAD86 is the source of this 396-nucleotide messenger RNA. RefSeq lists its product as uncharacterized. The record is from RefSeq and is a predicted model, not a curated record. The transcript has 2 exons. NCBI's taxonomy places the organism in Eukaryota, Fungi, Ascomycota, Dothideomycetes, Mycosphaerellales, Mycosphaerellaceae. Bases 1 to 396 code for a protein of 131 amino acids.
AUGGCCGCCGAAGAACUUCCGAAGGUCCAGACGUCCAAGCUGCUUUUCAAGAUGCCAUCCCCAUCCGGUCCUGCUAGCAAUUGUCAUGUCCACUGCACCACGCACGGCCGUGCGAGUCGCAAUUUCCCAGCCACCGCGCUCGGGAUCAUCCCACUUAUCGUGACUUCUAUCGUAUCAUCCGCAAUCAAUCAUCGCCUAUUGCAAGAGAAGCCUGCUGUCGGUGAUACCAUAACGGGGAAAUGGAUUGCAGUAGGAGGAUGGGAAGAUCCAGACGACAAGCCUCCCGAUGUGUUCUGGGAAACCUUGGUUGGCAACCUCAACUCCGAAGGCACCGAUCCUGCUGGCAAGUACGCUGCAGAGACGCUUGCGAGCGUAGACCUAAAGGCGGCCCAUUGA